Candoia aspera is the source of this 612-nucleotide messenger RNA. Its product is annotated as olfactory receptor 10A7-like. Lineage: Eukaryota; Metazoa; Chordata; Lepidosauria; Squamata; Candoiidae. The transcript has a single exon. Gene Ontology annotation, cellular component: membrane. Bases 1 to 612 code for a protein of 203 amino acids. Gene Ontology annotation, molecular function: odorant binding; olfactory receptor activity. The record is from RefSeq and is a predicted model, not a curated record. Gene Ontology annotation, biological process: G protein-coupled receptor signaling pathway.
AUGUCAUAUGACAGAUAUUUAGCUGUAUGCAAGCCUUUGCAUUACAGUGCUCUCAUGAAACGUCAUUUAUGCUUACAACUGGCAGCUGGAUCUUGGUUAAAUGGCUUCUUGGUUGGCAUAAGCAUAACAAUCAGUGCAUCCCAGUUAUCUUUCUGUGGCCCCAAUAUCAUUGAUCAUUACUUCUGUGAUAUUAUUCCUAACAUAAAACAAAUUUCAUGUAGUGAUACACACUCAGUGGAAUUAUCAUCCUUUGCAUUUGUCUGCAUUUUUACUCUGCCUCCCUUUCUCCUCACCUUGACCUCCUAUGUUCUUAUUAUUGUUUCCAUUUUCAGGAUCCCAUCUAUCACUGGGAGACAAAAGGCCUUCUCUACUUGUUCAUCUCACCUCAUUGUGGUGGCCCUGUUCUAUGGCACACUAAUGAUUGUCUAUAUGCUCCCACCAUCCAAAGACCUCAGAAAUUUGAAGAAAAUAUUUUCCUUGUUUUAUACGGUCUUGACUCCCAUGGUCAAUCCUCUGAUAUACAGUUUGAGAAAUAAAGAGGUAAAGGAGGCAUUGCAGAGAGCUAUCAGGAAGUUAAUCAUAUUCACAACUUUUGAGAAAUCUAUGUUUUAA